AUGUCAACAAUGACCAUGACAUCCACCUCUGGCGGAGGUACCGGUAUACCAGGUGGACUAGCUUCACCAUCCGGUUCAUCUCAAUCGCACGCUUCCAAGCGACUCACCAACAGAAUGACCAACCGAUAUUCUGUCAAUGCGAUGUAUUCCCUAGCAGCAGAGCAAGACGUAGAAUUGGAAGAUGAAUUGGCCAGAGCUCAAAAGAGAUUACGUGAUUUGAAAUCUCGCAUUUCAUCUCAAUCCAAGAAGAACUUUGUUCUAGAGAGGGAUGUCCGUUAUUUAGAUUCUAGGAUUGCGUUGUUGAUCCAAAAUAGAAUGGCGGCAGAUGAAAAGAGGGAAGUAGCAGAGACGUUAGAAGAGAUAGAUGAAGAAAGUGGAUUAUGGCCAGAUGAGAGGAAAAUGAAUCAAUAUGCCAAUUUGUUUUUCCUCCUUCAAUCUGAACCACGACAUGUAGCGAGCUUGUGUAGGUUGGUUAGCCUGGCGGAGAUAGAUACGUUGCUGCAGACGGUCAUGUUUACUCUGUAUGGGAAUCAGUAUGAACAGAGGGAAGAACAUUUACUUUUGACUAUGUUCCAGAGUGUACUUUCCGCUCAAUUUGAGACGACCACAGAAUUCGGAUCAUUACUACGAGCCAACACUCCUGUAUCGAGGAUGAUGACCACCUACACGCGUAGAGGUCCAGGUCAAAGUUACUUGAAGAGCGUAUUGGCAGAUAGGAUAAACAGUCUGAUAGAGCAUAAAGAUCUGAACUUGGAGAUCAACCCUCUGAAGGUAUACGAGCAAAUGAUUCAACAGAUAGAAGAAGAUACAGGUACACUUCCACCUUCGCUCCCCCGCGGUGUUCCUCCAGAAGUAGCAGCUGCCAAUGCGGAUGUCCAGGCGAUAAUCGUACCGAGGUUAACAAUGUUGAUGGAGAUCGCGAAUACGUUCCUGGCGACGAUUAUAGAAAGUAUGGAUACGGUACCAUAUGGUAUUAGGUGGAUAUGUAAACAGAUCAGGAGUUUGACCAGGAGAAAAUACCCAGACGCUUCUGACGCCAGUAUCUGCUCCCUGAUCGGCGGCUUCUUCUUCCUCCGAUUUAUCAACCCUGCUAUCGUCACCCCUCAGGCGUACAUGCUGGUAGAUGGAGUGCCUGCUAAACACCCUAGACGGACUCUGACCUUGAUUGCCAAGAUGCUGCAAAAUCUCGCAAACAAGCCAAGUUACGCUAAAGAGCAAUAUAUGAUGUCCCUCAACCCAUUUGUGGAGAACAAUAAAGUUAGGAUGAAUCAGUUCUUGAAUGCCUUGUGUGAAGUAGGAGAUUUCUAUGAAUCAUUGGAGCUCGAUCAGUAUAUGGCUUUGUCGAAGAAGGAUCUGCAGAUCAGCAUCACUCUGAAUGAAUUGUACAACACCCACUCACUGCUCAUGCAGCAUAUGGAGGUGUUGUCGCCAAACGAAAAGCACCACCUGCGUAUACUACUCGAUGAUCUAGGUGCUGCACCGGGGCAAGUCCCACGUAAAGAGAAUCGAUCGAUCGAGCUACCCUUAUACUCUCGAUGGGAAACUCCAAUCCAGGACCUAUCGACAGCCUUGAUGUCAGAUAGUGUAACGCAGAACGACAUCAAUUAUAUGGAAGCUAAAUCCAUUUUCGUCCAAUUACUUCGUUCGAUGCCUCAGUUAGCCGACAAACGACCUAUCGACUUACCAGGGUUAGCCGAACGAGCAGCCACGUCCAAAGAUCCCGUGCUGGUCCGUAGAGGUAUAAAGGUACAAGCUUUGUUGAGUGAGCUGGAAAGUGCUGGCGUAGUGGACGUAGCGGACAAUUACAAGAUUAUUCAAGAUGAAGUAGCAGCCGAGAUGGUACAUCUGGGCAAUGCCAAAGAGAAGGUCGUGCUCGAAACGAGAUCCCUCGAAGCUGUCUAUAAGACCAUAUGCGAUCAUAAUAACUACCUCAGAUCGCAAUUGGAACAAUAUAAAGCGUAUUUGCAAAAUGUCAGAUUGACAAGUUCGAAAGAGAAGGGAGCGAGUUCAGGUGGUGUAGGAGUUGUCACUGUGAAUGGAAAAGAGAAAAAACAAAUCAAGAACCAGGUACUUGGGCCUUAUAGGUUUACACAUACACAAUUUGAGAAAGAGGGAAUUAUCAUGGAAAGCAACGUACCGGAGAAUCGUCGAGUAAAUAUUUACUUCAACAUCACCUCGCCUACUCCCGGAACAUUCAUAAUAGCCCUUCAUUUCAAAGGCAGAGAAAAACCUAUAUUAGAGAUGGAUCUUAAGAUCGAUGAUUUACUGGAAAAGCAAAAAGAUCAACAGGCAAUGUUGGAUUUAGAAUAUGUACAGUUGAACGUACCGAAAGUGUUGGCGUUGUUCAACAAGUUGUUCUCGAAACGAAGAUAA
This is a messenger RNA of Kwoniella botswanensis, 2373 nucleotides long. RefSeq lists its product as uncharacterized. The transcript has 9 exons. Gene Ontology annotation, cellular component: cell cortex. The record is from RefSeq and is a predicted model, not a curated record. Lineage: Eukaryota; Fungi; Basidiomycota; Tremellomycetes; Tremellales; Cryptococcaceae. Gene Ontology annotation, biological process: negative regulation of Ras protein signal transduction; regulation of GTPase activity. Gene Ontology annotation, molecular function: protein binding; GTPase activator activity. The coding region runs from base 1 to 2373 and encodes 790 amino acids.